AUGGGGUGUUACAAGGAAUCAAAUAAGAUGACUGGAAAAUGGAACAGUACAACUGAUUUGAUCAUUCUACAAACCCAUCGUUUGCAUUCUUCUCGAGAGGCUUUCAGUGGCCACCAUUCGCCUAUGUUUGCAGGACCAGCCAUUCAGGAUAGUCGAAUGACCGUGGAAUCCUUCGUGAGAAGUUGGAUCUAUCGUGGCGUGCCGAGAGAAAAGCUAGUUGUGUCGGUGACUUCCGUACCUACUUCUGUUACGCUCAACCAGGAGCUUCCAUUCACCGACAAGGUGUUCGGCAUACCCGUCAUUCCGAGUCUGCUGACGCUUGGAAAUCAUAUACUCUCGCAAACGGAGAUCUGUGAGGCAGUUAAAAGUAACAACAGUCGGGUUCUUUGGAUUGAAGAAAGCGGUGUACCGGCUUUAUUCCACGGCUCAGUAUUUGUGGCGUUUGAUAACGAAAAGAGUGCAAAGAUUAAGGCAACUUGGACCUCAUCGAACAACCUAGCUGGAGUUGCCAUCCACGGGCUUCCACAGGAUAACCCGAACGCAGACUGCCCCGAUCGUCCAUUUCCGAUACUGCAGAGUAUUGUCGAUGCUCAGGUAUGUACACUUUGUGCUGUGAUGAAUCAAUCAAAGUGUUCGUCAUCGUUUCAAGUCGUCUGCGACUACCGUCUACCAGCGCUCGAUGAAGCACAACGUCUCGAUGCAAGCAAGAUUCCGUUCGAACUGUGCACCGAGGUGGUGGUCGAACAUGCAGUGAUCGAUGCCAACGCCACAGUUCGAUUCCCCUCAGAAGAACAACGUGAUGUAGCCAAGCAACUGAGUGGUCUCCGUUCUAAUAUGAAGAACAUGGUGAUUUCGUUGCGUUGUGGGAUGGAGAAAGGAGAAUUCGUUCAAUUUAUGCUAAGCAGAGCUAAGCGCAUGAAGUUGGCUGCUACGAUACGGUCAUUCAUGGACGAGUUCUCAUUUGGCGGAGUUGAGCUACGAUGUGCUGAUUUGGUUACCAAAAUUACAAAACUUCAGUUCGCUCAUUUUCUUCGACUACUCAAAAAAGAAAUGAAAACGAAAGAGGAAUGCGACAAGACCGUUAGCAUUCGCUUCUCGGCAUGGCAUACUAAUCUGCGCGCGAAUUACGAUAUCACGCUGCUGAACUCGCUGCAUCGCGUCGUGCUCGAGCCGUUCUCCGUUCCUCUGUUUUCCGACGGUGCCUUCGUCCACUCCCCAUUGUUCCCUGUUGACAUCAGUAACAAGUCCAUUACCUCCAUAGAUUCCGCUAUUCGUGACUGGGAAAGGUCCGGUUUGAUGCCUUCGAAAAUCUUACUACUAAUACCAUCCUACGGAAUGGAACAGUCUCUGUUGAACUGGACAGAUAUCGGUAUCGGUAGACCGACUGAAAAAGAGUAUUCGAUCAUUGGUCAGGCAGAGCUGUGUCAACGCCUCAAGUACACUGGUACAAUCCGGCAGACACACUGGGAUUCGAUGACAGUGAAUGCGUUUUCGACUAGCGGUAGAUGGAUUAGCAUUGAUGAUCAGCAAUCCGUAAAGUAUAAGCGACGAUCAUUUCAUAUGCGCUAUGCUCUACGCGAAGGGUUGGCAGGAGUUGGCUUGAUGUCUCUGAAUGAAGACGACCAUAUGGGAGCAUGUGGAUCAGGAGUUUUCCCGAUUCUUCGUUCGAUUUCAGUGAGAUGUCGCUGA
Molecule: messenger RNA, 1689 nt
Organism: Angiostrongylus costaricensis
Lineage: Eukaryota; Metazoa; Nematoda; Chromadorea; Rhabditida; Metastrongylidae
Source: the annotation of a GenBank genome assembly